AUCAAUCAAAUAUAGAUUUGGAGGAGGAGAUUGGGGAAUCCAAUUCAAACCCCAAUUCCCCAAUUUCAUUAAAUUAGGGUUUUCACCAUUGGAGAAUGGAGGCAACUCCUCAUUCCUGAUAGCUAGCUGAAUUGGAGUGAAAUGCAGCAACUUGAUCUAGUGAAGGAGAAGCCUGUUUCUCUGAAUAUGGGAGAAGUGAACUUUUCCCAAGCUGAGGAUGUAAGGUUGGAGACUACACGGGCAAGAUUUUCAAGUCUUCUUAAGAGGCAUGCAGAAUUAACAGAGCGGCUUUCUAGGGAUUCUGACAAAUCUGUAUUUGAACGUUUGCAAAGAGAAUUUGAAGCUGCACAUGCUUCUCAAACUCAAGAAAUAUGUUUGGAUGGUGAGCAAUGGAAUGAUGGGUUAUUAGCCACAAUAAGAGAGCGGGUUCACAUGGAGGCUGAAAGAAAGGCAAUGCUACUGCAAGGGGAUGCCGCUGCAAUGCCCAAUUUACCUUUUCAUGAAAAAAUAACUUACAGAGUUGGAAAUAAAAUGAUCUGUUGUUUAGAUGGACCAAGGAUUGGAAUUCAAUAUGAGACCUCAUUUGCUGGAGAACCUUGUGAGCUGUUCCAUUGUGUUCUUGAAAGUAAAUCGUUUCUUGAGAAAAUGACAGUUCUUGAGCACACCAUUCCAUUUUUCUUGCCGAUACGUGAUGCAGAGAAUGAUUAUCUCUCUUCAAAUGCAAUGAAGUUCAUAGAUUAUGUUGGAGACUUGCUGCAGGCCUAUGUUGAUAGACGAGAGCAGGUUCGCCUUAUUAAAGAGUUGUAUGGAAAUCAAAUAGGAGAACUUUAUUGCAGCCUUCCAUAUCAUAUGAUUGAAUUUGUGCUAGCAGAUUUCGAUUGCAAGGUGAUAGUGAGCAUUAGAUAUGGGGAACUCGUCUCUACGCUUCCGUCAACUAUCAGUGUCCUGGCUUGGCCGAUGCACCAACACAAGAAACUCCGGACUGCUGUAGUGCCAACCAACAGGAAGGAAAGCCACGGCAAUCAACUAGUUCCAGCUCGAUUAGCACACGCCGAGGAUGCAUUACGUUCAAUGAGUCUACCCGAAGGUUGGACGAUUUUUUUGCUUUUUAUCCGCAUAUCCAAGCCACAACAUCUCCUAUUACAUCUACGGGUUAUCACCCGCGUGUCGAUGAAAAUUCUUACCAUUUCCGUAGAUUUUCUUUAAAAAAAGUUCAUUGACACGUGGCUAUGAUCCGUGGAUGCAAUAGAUGAUCCAUCUACGGCACAUGCUCAAUAACACGCCUAAUGCAUAACCGAUCUCCAACUUGUCACAGUUUAGCCACUCAAUUAUGCUUUUUGUUUCUCUUUUCUCCCUCCAGCUUUCGCAGAGAUCGUUCUGAGCAUGCCUAAAGCUCUCAAAGAAGCGUUCCCGGAUCAGAGCACGAGCUCCCGUGUUUCCUCACAAUAGAGGAGGAUGGCAUCAUGCUGCAUAUAUAUAGAGUAAAGAAUGAUACUUGAGCAUCAAAGGUUUGUAUAUUAUGAUGCUUUUCUCACCUUUCUCAGUCAUGGCUGAAAAAAAUUAGAUUGCCUGCUGUUUGCCAUGUCGAAAAAACUACAGUUUUCCGGGGAAGAAAACAGUCGCUCGAGUCGAGCUAUUUUCCGGGAGAGGGGUAUUUUGGUCUUUCUACAUUAAGGGAAGGAUGUUGUGAAUCAUCUAUUGUGUGUAAUGUUGUGCUCCCUUUGUAUAUCAACAUGAUUUUUCUUUCAUCUGUUUAGUUUGUUACUUUGUAUAUCAACAUGAUUUGCUUUCAA
Messenger RNA from Salvia miltiorrhiza (redroot sage), 1793 nucleotides. RefSeq lists its product as uncharacterized. Gene Ontology annotation, cellular component: Mis6-Sim4 complex; kinetochore. The record is from RefSeq and is a predicted model, not a curated record. Lineage: Eukaryota; Viridiplantae; Streptophyta; Magnoliopsida; Lamiales; Lamiaceae. The transcript is spliced from 12 exons. The coding region runs from base 142 to 1206 and encodes 354 amino acids.